Arabidopsis thaliana (thale cress) is the source of this 682-nucleotide messenger RNA. It is a transcript of the gene EC1.1, whose product is annotated as egg cell-secreted-like protein (DUF1278). The record is from RefSeq and is marked reviewed. Lineage: Eukaryota; Viridiplantae; Streptophyta; Magnoliopsida; Brassicales; Brassicaceae. Gene Ontology annotation, cellular component: cytoplasmic vesicle; extracellular region; vesicle. The transcript has a single exon. Bases 68 to 544 code for a protein of 158 amino acids. Gene Ontology annotation, biological process: regulation of protein localization to cell surface; double fertilization forming a zygote and endosperm; regulation of double fertilization forming a zygote and endosperm.
AUCACAAACAAAUCAACCAAAGCAACUUCUACUCUUUCUUCUUUCGACCUUAUCAAUCUGUUGAGAAAUGGCUUCCAAAUCUAGUUUCAUGGCUACCUUCAACAUUGUGACUCUCAUGCUCAUGGUGGCUUCCUCCACAGUGACAGCUCGCCCUCUCAUGAAACCAUCCAUGGGGACGUCUUCUCCUACCACAAGCCUUGUGUACAGGCUCAAGCUUGAUGAAGAUACAGGGUACUGCUGGGACUCACUGAUGCAGCUCCAACACUGUUCUGGAGAGCUGAUCUUGUUCUUCCUCAACGGUGAGACUUACAUUGGCCCUGGGUGUUGCAGUGCUAUAAGAACCAUUGGACGCAAGUGUUGGCCUACUAUGAUUGGUGUUCUUGGUUUUACUGCUCAAGAAGGUGAUAUGCUCCAAGGUUACUGUGAUGGCAAUGACUCUGACAACAAUGGUGAAGACCAUGCUCUUGCCUCCUCAACACUGCCUCUCUCCGUGAAUUUCAAGACUACCGUUGUUAGAUCUUCUGCUUCUCCUUCUAACCCUUGAGUCUUAGUAUUCAUCUUUACACUCCUGCUAUGUUUUCUUUUGCUAAGAGAAUUUUAAUCUUUAUGUAACUGGUGACGAAUGCUUGAAAAAUAGCGUCUCUGUUAUUACUUUUGAGAAUAAAAGAUCAUCAUUACUCAC